AUGUUGAAACGCUCAUUCCCUCUGUUGAAUAUUACCAAUCAGAAGGUGUAUGAACUCCGUGUUUAUGAUAUUUUACCAGACAAAUAUGAUACUUUUCACCGUAUUUCAAUGGAUCUCUUGCCCAUGCGUGCCUCUGUGAGCCGAUGCCAGGGGUACUGGGUAGUGCAGAUUGGUGCCCUUAACCAAAUGGUACAUUUAUGGGAAUAUGAUUCACUCAAACAUCGAUAUGAUAUACGUAAUGGAUUGGAAAAGAAUGAAGACUGGAAGCGUCGAUACUCAUACCCGCGUCAGGAGUGUUUGUCAUCACAGACAAAUAUGUUAAUGCGUAUGAUAUACCGAGAGGGCACGGCUAGCACAUUAAGUUAUAAAUACUUGCUAAAAGUUACACCACAGAAGGAACUAAUUCUUACCUCGCCUGGUGUAACACUGGCGGCUUCGUAUAUUGUCACAACCGGUGAGCAUGAGGGGAAAUAUUUGCAUCUCGUUAAGGGAAAGAUGUUGGAUGAUCUCAUGCAGGUGGAGCCCACGCAGGGAAGUAUCUCAAAGAUCAUGGGGCCCGCACGUUGGUCUGCCUCCAUUGGAUGCCUCUGGCGAUGA
This is a messenger RNA of Trypanosoma theileri, 597 nucleotides long. RefSeq names its product putative protein NipSnap 3A-like. Bases 1 to 597 code for a protein of 198 amino acids. Gene Ontology annotation, cellular component: mitochondrion. The record is from RefSeq and is a predicted model, not a curated record. The transcript has a single exon. Lineage: Eukaryota; Euglenozoa; Kinetoplastea; Trypanosomatida; Trypanosomatidae.